Daphnia carinata is the source of this 3341-nucleotide messenger RNA. RefSeq names its product transient receptor potential channel pyrexia-like. The transcript is spliced from 3 exons. Lineage: Eukaryota; Metazoa; Arthropoda; Branchiopoda; Diplostraca; Daphniidae. Gene Ontology annotation, biological process: transmembrane transport; monoatomic ion transport. Bases 236 to 3214 code for a protein of 992 amino acids. The record is from RefSeq and is a predicted model, not a curated record. Gene Ontology annotation, cellular component: membrane. Gene Ontology annotation, molecular function: monoatomic ion channel activity; protein binding.
CAUUGCAAGCUUACGACCGCUUCUUCUGGGCGUCUUAAAAAAUAAACAAACGGUGUUGCAGUCAUAGACAGAGGAAAAAAACUGAAGGAAGAGGAGUGAGAGACGGAUAGGAAGGGAGGGGCCAUUAGUUCGUCGGACGAAGCCUAUACCAGUUCACGUUUGAGUUCUCUUCAUCUAUCGUGCAGUGGCUGUCUGAGUGGAGUAUUCAUUUCAUUUGUCUUCCACAUUUUCAAGAAUGGGGAAAUAUGACAUGCCCAGCACACUCGGUGAUCAAAAGUGCAGUGAAGAGAGACGGGAUAACAAAGAUUUUCGAACGAGAAGCGGUCGAGCAAAAGUUCGAAAGUAUGCUAAUCGCCAAGCGUUUCAAGAUCGUCGGAAGCCAUGGACAACCACGAAUGGUGCAACUUGCAAUCCUAAUCAUUUUGAUACCGUGGUGGACGAUCCUACUUUUAGCAUAUCCAGCGAAUCAAAUACAAGUCGCACAGAAUUGAAGAAUUGCAAUAUUCAAACUGGAGAGCCAUCCUUAUGGCUCAGCUGUUCCUCUGUUUGGACAGAGGAUCAACUUAAGAAUAGUAUAGAUGAAUUACUGAGCAACCAAGAAGCAAGCUCGGUCCACAUCAAAACCAUACUAGGAUCAACUGAACAGUCACGCAACUGGUCUGAAUUACCUUCUUCCUGCUUCAAUGCAGCAAUCCUGUACGCUUCAAUGACGACCAACAUUGCGAUGUUACGUUUUUUUCUUCAGCGCGGAGCUAGCCCCAAGGCUGCAGAUUCCGAGCAGAGAACAGCACUACAUUACGCGGCCAGUUCUUCAGCGAUGGUAGCAGCCGACUGUAUCAUUUCACUGAGAGAGUACGGUGCUGAAAUCAAUCCCUGGGAUAAGCUCGGAAUUGCUACGCCGUUGAUUUGUGCAGCAGCCGCAGGAAAUGCUGAUGCGGUUAAAGUUCUGCUUCACGCUGGUGCUGAUGUCAAUGCUGGUUUGGCGGAUCCCAAGUAUCCCGACAGCUCGACACCUCUCGUUUGGGCCGUUCGAGCCCGUAGUGUCGCUUGUGCAAUCCAUUUGCUUGAAGCCGGAGCUGCUGUCAACAGUCCGCAGGCAUAUAGCGAAGCACCGAUACACGUAGCAGCAACUCAAGGAGACACAGACCUGAUGGAGCUGCUCUUGCAGAAAAAGGCAGACAUUCGUGUCCUCUUCGGUCGUGAGCGAAUGAGUGCCUUGCAUUUGGCAGCGGAACGCGGAAACUCUGGUUGCAUUCAUUUGUUGCUGAAUGCCAAAGCAGAUUGUAACACCGUUAAUUUUCGCGGUCAAACACCUCUACAUUUGGCCACGUUAUCACAAUCAGUCGAAUCGGUUGCAGCACUGCUAGAAGCAGGGGCGAGGCACGACAUCUGUGAUAACGAACUCAAAUCUCCACUGCACAGCGCCAUCAUUAAAACCUCACGUUCCACUGAUAUUGUACAUCUUUUGAUCACUGCUGGAGCUGAUAUUAACAGACGCGACAACUUCGGUUGCACACCUCUUCAUCUUGCAGCCAUCAAUGAGAAUUCCAAAGCUGCUACAGUCCUCGUUCAAGCGGGAGCAGAUCUGUCAGCUAAAACAAAAGGCGGAGUCUCUGCUUUGGACUUUCUGGUUCGACGAACUCCGGACGUUCUUGCCACUAUUCCUCGUCGACUCGAUUCCGCUGUGAUACUGGCCGAUCACGAUCCACUUGACCCUGAUUGCGAACUCCAUUUGGACUUUAAAGUUAUAGUGCCUGGUGGAGAUCAGCAACGGGUUGGUGAAACGGGCUUUUUGAUCACUUUAGUGGCAGCUGGACAGAGGCACAUACUUCAGCAUCCCAUCAUAAGAGCCUUUCUUCACUUGAAAUGGUUUAAAAUUCGUGCUCUUUUCAUAGUUUCACUUCUUUUUCAUGCUGCGUUCGUUCUUUCUUUAAGUGCUAACAUUCUUUCAAUCUACGUCGUCCAUCGCAACCGCAACUGUUCGAUAGCCAAUAAUCAGCAACCGUCAGUGGACAAUGAAUCAGAUGUAACGUUGGAUUCAACCCAUUGUCUAUAUCCUCAAUGGCCGUUGUGGUUGCAAGACACUUUUAAAUACUUGAAUUUGGCCUUUGGAGCUCUUUCGUUGGGAAAGGAAUUCUUUCAGCUGCUUCAAACGCCAAGCGAAUAUGUUCGUAGCUCUGAAAACUACAUACAGUGCUUCCUUAUUAUCGGUGUUGUGGCCAUCAAUCUGCCCAAGAAUUUGAAUCACGGUGACUGGCAACAACAUAUGGCUGCAAUCAUUAUAGUAGUGGCUUGGAUGGAACUGAUGAUGCACGUUGGACGAUUCCCAGUGUUCGGCCUUUACGUGCAAAUGUUCACAACCGUCGCUGCAAACAUUGCAAAAUUUUUAACAGCUUACAUGAGUUUAAUUGUUGGUUUCUCUUUGGGAUUAUCUGUCCUCUAUCCUGAUACCGAAUCCCUUGCACGGUUACCAUAUUCAUUGGUGACAACGAUAGUUAUGAUGACAGGCGAGCUAGAGUACAGCAAAUAUUUUUAUGAGGAUUAUAAUCCUACUUAUCCAAUCACUACCCUUGUGGUCUUCUUAGCUUUUCUUCUUUUCAUCGUCGUCGUACUGAUGAACUUACUUGUUGGUUUGGCUGUCUCCGACAUUCAAGGACUUCGCAAAUCUGCUGGACUGGAUCGCUUAGUCAGGCAAACUCGAUUGAUUGCUCGCAUGGAAAGUAUUGUUUUUUCACCUUGGUUGAAUCAACUGCCCUGUUGGUUUGACACACGAGCUAGAAAAUUUAUACAGAGAAAGAUACUCGUUGUCCCUCCUACUCAUCACCGAGUGUACACUGUCAGACCUAACGAUCCACGUGACAAUCGUUUUCCUCCAGAUAUCAAAGACAAUAUAUUGAAAAUUCUUUUAGCUAAACCACACAAGAAAUCCUAUCGGGAGCUUCAUCGUAGUAGUACGAACCAGUCAUCUCCUUUGACUGAAGAAUUAUUCGAUGAGUUGAUGCAAAACGUCCACAGACUGUGCCAUAAUUGCGUGUCACAAAUAGUCCUCAUGAAUAGUUCGGUGGAAAAUCGAUUGUCUAAACUAGAGAAUCAAUGGUUUUCUACGAAAAAACAGUUAGACACGUUGAUAGGAAUACUAACGGAGAAAACACCCUCCACUGGCGCACAGCCACAAAAUGCAAAUUAUCCUGGACUUUCUAGCCAUGAUUUCUAAGAAAAAGUAUUUCGAUGGGGGAGAAAAGCAAAAGAAUUCUGAUUCAACUUCAUCACAAUAUGUGGGGUUAGACUAAUACCGUUAUCAAUACUUGCCGCAUUUUGUAUAGUGGAUUUUCCAGUGACAU